This is a messenger RNA of Mya arenaria, 4044 nucleotides long. RefSeq names its product protein FAM91A1-like. The transcript is spliced from 20 exons. The record is from RefSeq and is a predicted model, not a curated record. Lineage: Eukaryota; Metazoa; Mollusca; Bivalvia; Myida; Myidae. Bases 100 to 2613 code for a protein of 837 amino acids.
CCAACAUGGCAGAGGAAACAGGGGAGGAACAGUUUUCUAAAAUAUUUUAAGACAUUUCCCCACUAACACGUAUAAAUCUAAUCUAUUUACUUCACAGAGAUGAAUGCUGAUGUAGAAAAUCAUAUUCGACAGAAUCAUGCAUGGUCAAAACUGCCUGCCAAUGUCAAACAAAUUCUUGGAAAUUCCCAGAAAGAGUAUGAGAAGGCUGUGAAGCAGUUCAGUGUUAAUAAUCAACUUCGCUACAAAACAAAUUUAGUGAAGACAGUGUGUCGUGAUGAGCGUCGUUACUACGAGGACCUGCUGCAGUACAGCCAGGAGCAUCUCAUGCUGUAUCCAUACCACCUGUCAGACGUGGUGGUGAAGGGCCUCCGUGUCACUCCCUUCACCUACUACAUCAACAUGAUGGCCGACAUCAUGGGCCAGGAGAAGAGCUAUGACUCACUGCCAAACUUCACUGCUGCCGAUUGUUUACGGUUACUCGGGAUCGGAAGAAACCAAUACAUAGAUCUAAUGAAUCAAUGCAGAUCCUCAAAAAAGUUUUUCCGGCGGAAACCACCUAAAGACCUUUUACCCACAAAGCCAGUUGACAUAGUGGUUAUUGAGCCCUGGUGGCAUGUCAAUAUCGGCUUUGUCACCGAGGAUGAUGUCAAGUUCUGUUCUGUACCCGAAAAGAGCAUAAUUGACAGAAUCAUAGACAAGGGUUCACAGGCUGCCGGGGAGAUCAACUAUAAACUCCUCCACAGUUUAUAUAGAAGAGGCUUGAUAUAUAUCGAUGUACCAAUUGAAGAUGAUGACUGUAUUAUAGUCCCGCCCCUGGAGAACUUCGUAAUGAACCGAGUUCUGGGAGACUACUUUGAAACCCUUCUCUACAAGAUAUUUGUGUCCAUAGAUGAGAACACAUCUGUAGCCGAGCUUUCACAUGUUCUGCAGAUUGAUCCACAGCUAGUCAAGAUGGCUGUGUCCAUGUACUGUCGCCUGGGGUUUGCUCGGAAGAAAGGAGCCGAUUUUCCAGAUGAGGACAUCCACCCGUCAUGGAAUGAAGUCAGGUCACCAAGCAAAAAACUGACCCAGAAGGAUUUAAUCCUGGACUGGGGUGACGCCCUUGCCGACGUGAACGAGCCCCCAACCUCCCCAAUCCCUGAUCCGGGGACCCCCACAGACAUCAGCCUUGUCAACAUUGAAACUGCCAUGGACACAUCCACACCGAGUGCUAGUAAACGUAUAGCCUUCCUGUUUGACUCAACAUUAACGGCAUUCCUCAUGAUGGGCAACCUCUCCCCCGGCCUCAAGAGCCAUGCUGUCACUAUGUUUGAGGUGGGCAAGCUCAGCGAUGAGUCACUUGACAGCUUCCUUUCAGAACUGGAGAAGGUUGGUUUUGAGGCAGAAGGAGAGGCUAGGCGGUACUUUGUCCAUGCCCAGCUAUUACGUAACACUGUGCGAUUCCUGCGCUAUAACCGCACCCUGUGUCCUGACAUGGAUGGUGGCUCAGCUGUUGACCUGAUUCGCUGUGAGAGUCUACUUAGUCUUGAUGCUUCCACACAAUCCAGGGUUCUCAACAAAAACUACAGCCUGCUGGUGUCGAUGGCUCCCCUGAGUUAUGAGAUCCAGCCAGUGUCCAGCUGUACACCACAGCACAUUGGCCCAGCCAUACCAGAGGUGAACUCUGUGUGGUUCAAGCUGUACAUGUACAGUCUGACAUGCUCCGGUCCCCCGUCUCUCCUGCUUGUGAAGGGAACCAAGCUACGCAGACUUCCACCCAUCUUCCUGGAGUAUGAGCGUUUGCUGGUGACAACAUGGGGUCAUGACCCAAGUGUGAUCGCCACCUCCAACAUUCUUCUCACUCUAAAUGACGCUCUCGCCCACUCUGCAGUCUUCGUACAGGCUCACGGCUGGAAGUCAGAGGGUAAAACAGUUCAUGUCCCUUUCCCCUUGGAGUCAAGCACAGGUUUGUUUGCCCGUGGCCACUACCACUGUCACAGUGCGAUACAGUGCCUACGGCAGCACGUGGACCUAGGGCAUCAAUGUGGAUACAUCACACUGCUCAACACAGGCCACGAGGCCCGCACCGUCUUUCGACAUGACGAGGAGGAAGAAGAACAAGACUUCAACACUAACAAUUCCCACGCCAGUGUUCACUCCUCUGACAGUGACAAUCACCUCUUAGAUGAACCUUUGAAUGGUGUUAAAGAUAAACAGUCAGCAGCCAUGUUAGCUUCAGAAAUUGACCUCCUUACAGAGAGUGAUUCUGUAAGUGGGAGUAAACCAACCAGUCUCGAUCUCCAUAGCAGUGAUGAAACCAGUCUGAAGGAGGAUGAGUGGUCACUGUUGGAGUGUUACUUCGGAAUUCCGCUGUUUGAGCAAAAUAUAAACAAGGAAAUAUGUGACAGAAUCGUGUCAGAAGGAUUGUUCCAAGGAAAAAGUUUGGAGGAGCUGUUACAUUCCAGUAGAGGGCUGUCACUGAGGCUCCUCACCUUUAUAUCUCAACACCAGGAUAUUUCUAGUGGUGUGGAUGUAUCGGACCCGUUCAGUGCUCCCCGUGACCUGGGUAUCCCCUAUCCUACCCAGUGUCUUGUGUUCUCCGAUGGUGUUCUCCGCAAGUGGGACACCAGAUAAGGCCCACUUUCUCCAGAGGCUAACAUACUCUACAUUAUGCCUCUUAUUCUGCACUGCCACGGGCUCUCACUGAUAUUGGUGCAUGGAUACGACCAAAUUUGAAGAUCUCUGCUUCCAGACAUGGGAUUACAUUAUCAUUAACGUCUGUUGAGUUUGUUGAGGUGUUUUAUCCUUUUUACAAUAAGUAAAUCUAUUUACGUUUGUAUACUAGCGGAAAAAAGAAACUACAUAAUACAAAAAAAAUGCCUAAAAUAAUUUCAAGUUGAUGGAUGAUGACAUGUUGUAAAACUCAGUUAUUUGACACAAAAAAGUAACGGUGAUGCAGUAUUUCCUCAACCCAUGUUACAGUUUCUAGUAUUAUGUCACCUUUAAAAAAAUAAUUUUUCUUGGAUUGUUUAAGAACCAGUAUGUUUUUGCAUAGCGAUACAUACUUUCUAUAUUUCGCUAGUAUGUAUAUUUACAGAUAGGUAAUGACAGUUCAGUGCUGUUCUCCAAGCUUUUUAUCAUACAGGGACCAUGUGCAGAAUUUUACUUCUGAUUACGAAGUGCCAAGAUACUGUUACAACUAGGGAUGAGACAAUAUGGUCAGCACACGAUAUUACAUGUAUCAAUAUAACUACAUACCCAUACAAUGUUUUUUUAUGAUACAGAUAAUAAAAUACAAUGUAUCACCAUUGAAAUAUUUUCUGACAUUUUAUGACAAUAUACAAAUAAGAACUUGACUAGAAACAUAUUACAAAUAUAAAAGAAUGUUGUUUUGAUUAAGGAAAAUCUCAAAGUAAUAUAUUUUCAUAUUCUAGAUUCAUGAGGGCACCUUAUUUGGCAUAAGUUAUCUUUGUCUGCUUUGUCUGCCAUGUGGUCUGUGUUGUUGGUGAUACCGAUUGCUGCUCCAAUGCGAUACACAAUGGGUCAAUUGUUCAGAACUUUGUUUAAGUUAACAAUGCUGUUAAUGACAUCAAAGUUAACUUUCAAAUCUUUAUUGCUCUUUUAUUGUAAGUUUUAUGGGUACACUUCUGAUCUGCAGUAUUUCCAACAAUAUUACAGACAACCAUUUCAGCUGUUUUCGUUUUAUUUACCGUAUAUAUAUAUAUGAGCACAUCAUGGAACAGUUCAUGUUGAAAAGUUAACAAUGAUUUCGUUAAUCAAAUUAGUUGAACAAUUGGCCUAACUAUAAGUUACUGAAACAAAUCAAUCAAUGACAGAGAUGUUGCUUUACAAUCUAUUAUAAAUCUGCAUAAAAUUUGGACCGAAUAAUGGAAAUUUGUUGCAGUUAUUUUUUAAGUAAUUUGACAGACUUGUAUCGAUACGGCAGACUUCUGUAAAGAUGCUUAAGUGCAACUGCAUAUAUUGGUACAUUAUAUUGAUAUUCUGAUAUAUCGUCUCAUCCGUAGUUACAAUUAUGAACUUGAUUGUUUUGCGAUUUUGUUUCUC